AUGGACGUUGCUAGGGCUAGACUACUUUCUAUUCAUUCUUCGAAGUACUAUACUCAGAUGGAGCCUGCAGAACUAUUUGAUUUGUAUAAGGAGCUAAGGUUGUAUUUAGAUGUCCAGAAUGAUUCAUCUCUUGAUGAGAUGCAUUUUCUUUCGCUGAUGGAAAUGUUGUUCUAUGUUGCUGUUUAUUUGAAUAAAGAUAUUGAAGCAGAAGUCAUUUAUAAGACAAUCACUGAUGAGUUUGGUGAAAACUCUCCUGUUAUUUAUGUACUGAAAUCUAUCUUGUUGCAAAUAAAAGAAAAUGACCAAAAAGCUAUUGAAUACAUUAAUGAUUUGAUUGAAGAAAGAUUAAAGCAUGAUACAGAUCCAUUAAGUUAUUUAUUGGUAAGCAAAAGAAAGUUAUCAAUGUUAUUGAAAAACAAUUCCACUGAGGUUGUAUUAGAUAAUUGUUUGAAAUUGAUUGAAGAAUUUCCAAACGAUCCAGAAUUAUGGUGGUUUGUCGGUGAAACUUAUUUGAGUGCUGGUAAAUUCGAUGAAUCUAUUUUUGCAUUUGAAGAGGUAGUAUUGAUUCAGCCUUUCAAUUAUAUGGCAUUUUAUAAAAUCUCCGAAGUCAUUUUUUUUAAAUACAAAAGCUUAACAAUGAAUUCAAAUAAAAAGGGAAAUGCUAAGGAUAAAAAUGAAAUACUAAAUAAAUCUUUACAGAACGCAUUACGAAGUAUAGAGUUAAAUGAAUUUUUCCUAAGAGGUUGGUCUAUCGUUGCUUUAGUCUCUCAUCAGUUAGGUACUAAAGUUGAAAUAUUGAACUUAGCUCAUAAAAAAUUAAAUGAAAUUGCAGAAUUGAAGAAUAGUAGUGAAAAGGAUAAAACUACUGCAAAAGUGAUUAUAGAGAAGACUAAAUAA
Messenger RNA from Tetrapisispora phaffii CBS 4417, 897 nucleotides. It is a transcript of the gene EMC2, whose product is annotated as Emc2p. Gene Ontology annotation, cellular component: EMC complex. Gene Ontology annotation, molecular function: protein binding. The record is from RefSeq and is a predicted model, not a curated record. Gene Ontology annotation, biological process: protein folding in endoplasmic reticulum. The transcript has a single exon. Lineage: Eukaryota; Fungi; Ascomycota; Saccharomycetes; Saccharomycetales; Saccharomycetaceae. Bases 1 to 897 code for a protein of 298 amino acids.